This is a messenger RNA of Mauremys reevesii (Reeves's turtle), 2513 nucleotides long. RefSeq names its product CRK proto-oncogene, adaptor protein (gene CRK). The record is from RefSeq and is a predicted model, not a curated record. The transcript is spliced from 5 exons. Bases 626 to 1402 code for a protein of 258 amino acids. Gene Ontology annotation, molecular function: protein binding. Lineage: Eukaryota; Metazoa; Chordata; Testudines; Geoemydidae.
CCGAGAGCUCCCGGGUCUCGCACUACAUCGUGAACAGCCUGGGGCCGGCGGGAGGCCGAAGACCUGGCGGCGAGGGCCCCGGGGCCCCAGCUUGGCGAACACACCUUGCAGCCCUCCCUUAUUGUGUGCAGCUGCCCAACCAACCACGCUGGCUACAUGCUCCAGAUGUGUUCCUGCCUGAAGUAGACAGGAGGUAUUGGAUCUUUUGGGCCAGUGGGGAGAAGAGGCUGUGCAGGCACAGCUAUGGAGCAGAUGUAGAAACGUGGACAUCUAUGAGCAGAUUGCAUGGGGGAUGCAAGAGAAGGGGUACAGCAGUGUCACGUGAAAGCCAAGAAACUACAACAGGCAUAUCAGAAGGUCAGGAAGGCCAACGGUUGAUUUGGUGCCAAGGUGCAGAUCUGCCGCUUGUACAAUGAGCUUCAUGUCAGACUUGGUGGAGACCUCAUCCGCACGCUGCAGAGUAUCGUGGAUUCCUUGGUGGAGCCAGAGAGACAGACCCCUGCUGUGAACAGCGAGGGGGAUGAGGGACAUGUGACCUGAAGGUUGAGCUAAGCCUCAAGCCAGGAUCUGUAGGAGACUCGACUGCAGUCUAGUCAGUCCCAGCAGCCGAGCACAGGCGAGUCUAAUGCAGGGGAAGGAACCUCAGAGACUGUCCAGUUUGGCCGCUGUACAUAGCAGAGGGGCAUUGCUGGCACAUGAUGGCGUAUACAACAUUGGUGGAUGUGCAGGGUUGAAUCCCUCCAGAUUCCGAAUAGGUGACCAAGAGUUUGAUUCAUUACCAUCUUUACUGGAAUUCUACAAAAUACAUUAUUUGGACACUACAACCUUGAUAGAACCUGUUUCCAAAUCCAAGCAGAAUAGUGGAGUUAUAUUGAGGCAGGAAGAAGCUGAAUAUGUGCGAGCUCUCUUUGACUUUAAUGGAAAUGAUGAGGAAGAUCUUCCAUUUAAGAAAGGAGACAUACUGAGAAUCCGGGAUAAGCCUGAAGAGCAAUGGUGGAAUGCAGAAGACAGCGAUGGAAAGAGGGGAAUGAUACCUGUUCCUUACGUGGAGAAGUAUAGACCUUCCUCUGCUUCGGUAUCUACUCUGAUUGGAGGUAACCAGGAUAGUUCCCACCCACAGCCACUGGGAGGGCCGGAGCCAGGGCCCUAUGCCCAACCCAGCAUCAACACUCCGCUCCCUAACCUUCAGAAUGGCCCUAUUUAUGCCCGGGUUAUCCAGAAGCGAGUCCCUAAUGCCUACGACAAGACAGCCUUGGCUUUGGAGGUCGGUGAGCUGGUCAAGGUCACAAAGAUUAAUGUGAGUGGUCAAUGGGAAGGAGAGUGUAAUGGUAAACGUGGUCACUUUCCAUUCACGCAUGUCCGCUUGCUGGACCAACAGAAUCCUGAUGAAGACUUCAGCUGAGUGUGGCUCAACAGUUUUGCUUACAGAUGGGAACAAUCUGUCUGUGUUUCACUGCAGCCGCCAUUUAGACUGUGUUCCUACAGAUGUCGAAAGGAGUAUUGCUUAUACAAGCAUUCUGAUACCUGCAACCCCCGGGACUGAACACCACCUUUCCUUAUUCAGGGUACGAAACUAGAUAACCUGUGUGUCAAGUGGCAGAACUAGUACAUGAUUGUAGGUUGUAAUGCCUGCAUAUGUUCAUGUACAGAGCAUACCGUACCUUACCUGCAGCAGCAGGUGGAGAAAGCAGCAAUACAUCUGUUGAUUAGAGUUUUUAGGUUUCUCAAGUCCCAUUGCUUAUGUUGCUGCUUGCACGGGCAAUGCAAAUCAACCUUAGAAAAUUCAACAUAUGGGUAGGAAUUUCACAAACAGUUAAUUCUGGAGCUUUUGCCUUUGUUUUCGUUCUAACUUUAUUUGCCCUAACAAGUCUACAUAAUGUUUUGCACCAUGCAAAUAAUCUUUUUAGAUGUAGAACAUACAUUGGGAUAGCUUUGUGACUUACAGAUAUCUAACACUUCAAUAGUAAAUAAGAAAUCAAAUCUUCCUCCACGUCUUCAGAUGAGUUUGAGGACACUAGAGAUUGGUUUUUUCAGUACUGUUGCUUCAAACUUUGCUAGUAGCUAAUUUAACUUCAAGUUGAGAUGUUAUAUUAACACAUCCUGAUAUUUUUUACCCACAAAUACGUGUUUUAAGGAAUUGUAGACCUCCAUACCAGUGCUGACAAAUGUGUGCAUAGCACUUUACUCAUUAAUUCAUAGCUUCAAGGUAGUAUUUGAUUCAUAAGUGUAAUAAAAUAUGCAGCAUUGCUCUGAAAAAGUGACACAGAGCACAUUAGCCAGUUGUAAGAGAGAAAAUUAAAUUACAUUGGGACAGUUUCAUAACUCCUUUAUCCUUAGUGAAUCGUCUUAGUCAUUGGCUAGAGUAAAUCAGUGUCAAAUAUCUUGAACUAACAAAACUAAACAUUACCUUUAUUUUAAAAUAACUUUUUGGACUGCUCUGCUUGUUUCCAUCUGUAAAGCAUUUGAUAGUGAAUUCAUGAGAAGAUUUUAUUUGUAAUAAACUAAUAGAAAUA